AUGGCAGAAGAGUACCAGAUCAGAGAGAGUUCUAUGUCCGAGCGAGAGAACUACGAAUAUCUCCCGCCAGUGCAAGAAGCUGGCAGUGCUAGCGGAGAGGCAGUGGUUUCAAGCUCCCCGCAAGAGUCCACAGAUGCCCAAAGUCAGGACGCCAAACGUGAAACUGAUUCGAAUCGAAUAUCCACAGCGAGGCCAGGGUCUCGCACGCCUGAAGAAGAGGAACCUCGCAAGAAGGCCAAGGUUGAAGAUGCUGAAAGUGGACAUCGACCAGCCGAGGUCCAAGGCGCCAAUGGCUCCAGCGCCGCACCAGUGAGUGCACGUGUGCCGUCAAAUACUCCAAACCGCAUACUACCAGCUCGGGCUGCACCACCCAAGGCCCCUUGGGCUGUGAAUAUGGAGUCUCAGAACAAGGUAGUUGAUUUCUCAAACGGGUCUUACCGAGGCUAUCGUAUCGGGAGUGGUGCCGAGAUGCCUGAUCAGUACCGCAUUGAUUGCGUGCGUGCUUUCAUAGAGCCGAUUGCAUGGGCUUUUGGUGUGACACUCUCACCACACCGCCGUCCUCCCGUCCUCACAAUUGAGCACAUUAGAUUUCCUGUUCGCAUGAGCUCUGUCGCUUGGCAAGCACCUCAGGAUAGGGCUAAGGCCAGGCAUGGCUAUAUGGAAGGUCCGGUAUUGGGGAUACAAUGCAGGGCAGACGUUGGCUUUGGACUGACAGGAAACCUGAAGAAGCAAUCUAAUCUUGAUGCUGUGCGCGAGUUAGGUGGGUUGCUUUUGCUGGCACAAGAGAGAGCUAGAGAGGGGAAAGCUGAACGAAGAGGUGGCGAGGAUAGAUGGUGGACAACAAAGGAGCGGUGGGGUGGAGGACCCGGGGGCGAGGUUGGCGAAACAACUGGGGCGAUCGAAAUACUGUCCAAAGAUGCAGCGUCCAAACCUGAAGCAAAACCCACCGACAGGAAUCGUGACGGAUCCAAGGCUCGCCGCAGGCCGUCACCAGCAGAGAUUUGGAAAACGUUGCGACCUGGAAACCCACUGUGGGAUCCAAAAGUGACCUAUAAGGCCAUCGGCAAAGACAAGAGUGUUGAGUGGGACGAUGUCUUCAUGGUAUCGUCAUUGAACCACCACAUCAGCCUGUUAAAGCUACGCAUACAUCCGGCUUAUCUUGAGUACAUCACCGAAGGUAGACUGCCCAAAGAAGCGCCAACAGACUCCGACUGGUUUUCCCCAAAACUGCAAAGAACAAGAUGGUUCGAUCUGUUCAACGUUGAUGACCGUACUGAGGCGAUGAGAGGCAUCUGGGGGGUGAUGACCUAUCUCAUGCGCUCAGAUAAGACUGAUCACGCUGAUUCCGCUGGUAUUGCUACCAAACAGUGA
Molecule: messenger RNA, 1371 nt
Organism: Alternaria viburni
Lineage: Eukaryota; Fungi; Ascomycota; Dothideomycetes; Pleosporales; Pleosporaceae
Exons: 3
Coding region: 1-1371 (456 amino acids)
Source: RefSeq, a predicted model, not a curated record